AUUUAGAGCAAAGGUAGAAAGUUUUUUGAAGUAUAGAAUUUAUUCGCGAUUGGGAAAGAAGCGGUCUUUCAACGCUGGAGAAAUUAAUUGCCGAGGCGCUAUAAUUAACGAUCGUACUUAUGCUUGCAGAAGAAAGCUGACGGAUGGAUAUGCCAAUAAACUUGUUAUCAAUAUAUAAUUCUCAGAAAGAAAAUACCCUUCGGACGCGCGAUCAAUUACUUUUAGCGCAGGAUAAAACUGAUCAUCUCAAUUCGAAAAAAGUGCCUCUCGGCUUCCUGCAACUAAAUCUCCGAUAAUCGCCAAUUUAAACUUAUUAAGCUGCGUUUCGCAAAAGGUGAAACUGCGCUCGCAGUAAACGCACCAUAGAAGAUGUAUUAUACACCGAUGCGCUUAAACUUCAUUGUCCAUCUACACAGACCUCGCGCACUUUCCUAUCCAUAAAACUUAAUACCAUCGAUUACGCAAAAACAGCCGCGACCGUAGGUCUCUUUCAUCAUAAUAACACAUCCAAAGGAGCGUAAAGCAGCUUAUCCUAUCUAAUAGCUGGAAAGUGCAUCCGAUAGCCCCCUCAUUACGUCGAACAUCGCUCCUCCUUCUGUCUCCCCGUGUGCAGUUCGAUCGCCACCGGCUAAAACGCAAGAAACAUAGUCGCUUGCUUACUCACCACACGGUUUCGAAAAUCGGCGCUGAUUUUGCGCAACCACUCGGCGGCCGGACGCUUUUCCGCGCCUGCGAACACGCCUCCCAUACCCGCGAAAAGAUGAAGUCCAGUAUACGCACUGCAGGUAUAUUAUACCGCUCGCGGUGAAAGCGUUUUUCCGCGACUGCCGCUCGCUACGCGUAUGUCGUCCGUUAUGAUACGUGGGCUGCAUUGGGAUGUAGACUAGCGGUAUGUAUGCCUUUGAUGGAUGUCGUGGGGUUACGUAGCUAUUGGCUCGUCGUUUUAAUUCUCCGGGGGUGUAAUACCAUCAGCUGCGCGCUGAGUAAUUUUGAUCGUUCGCCAAGAAUUGCAGCGGAGAAUUAAAGAGCGAAGUGCCAGGAGAUGUAAGGUGUGUUGAGGGAGUAAGGGUGGAAAACAAGGGGGUUUUUGAGCUUUGAUUCUAAUUGCGACUCUGUAAUUGAGUUGGCGGUGGGUAUGGGUCUUCUCUCUAAAUUAACUUUUUCAAAUACUGGAAGAAAAUUAGCUGCUGAAGAAAAGUACGAGCAAUUUGAGUAAUGCGUUUCUCGCAGUCGAUCACGUCGAUUUUAAUGAAAACAUCAUGCAAACCUUCUUUCUAGUACAGAGUAUAAUGUAAGAUAUAACCACCGAACAAAUCAUCAUCAUCAUCAUCAGUUUCGUAUAGAUAUCUCGCAAGGCACACCAAUUGCUCCGAAAAUUUCACAACGUAAUAUAGUGUCGGUUCAAUUAAGGAGUAUUAAUCUGUGUAACAUUUUCCUGCAUCACGUGCGCGUGAGAAUGUCGCUACUGCAGGCGGCGUUUGCUUUACGAGCAAACGCUUCACCCACAGGCGCUAUUGGGUUUUGCAUAGCCGAGAAAUGCCGUAAUGCACCGCAUGUAUGCGCACCUCGAGGAGAGAAUUCAGUUCGACCCGAGGCUGCUUAAUUUUGCUUAGCCGCGUCGUGCGUCGUAAACCCAUGUCUUUUCCUUCGAGGCUCGUUGUUUUUUUUAAAUGAGCGGGAUUUCGAAAAAGAAACAGCAAAAGUAAUUACAAAAAAUUGGAUAAUUUGUAAAACGCGCGUGAACCGAACACGCGGCCUUACGUAACUGGAAGUCCAGCUAGUUAUUCCAAUACUAGUAUAUAUAAACGUCAAACGUUGCAAAAGUACUGUUAAACAACUUUCCAAGUAAACGAAGAUAUAAACUGCAAAAAAUCGUCAAACCCGAGGUGUCUUGCCACACUCGACUCGUUCUACUUGCAAACAUGCAGAAGUACGUGACACCGUCACUGGCCGAACUGGGCGAGCGAGGCAUUCCUCCGGAGACGAACGAUCACGUGCUGAUGGUGACCCGAGUGCCGGGAGCCGGUGCCGAACUUCUCGUUCUCAUACUCCAACGUCUUCAGGGCUUCAACGCUUUCAAACAUAUCAGACUGCCAUCGGGGGACGAGGGCACGCUUAGCAACCUCCAGCAGGAGCUGCUGGUCGAGGAGGUGACGAGCAUCAUAAGGCAGGAGGCGAUUCCGCUGUCGUUCGACGGAGACGUUCGAUUUCUGAACUUCUCGGCUUUCGGGAGACAGGCGCCCACGUACAUUUCACUGGUUAGGGACCCGCUAGAUCCGAAAACCUUGGAAAGGUUCAAGAAAGGCGACUCGUCGACCAUCUACAGAGGCUCGUUAUCUCACUUUUGUGGACACGAUUCUCGUUGCUCAGAAAGAAACAACGAGUGGGCGCUGGAACAGGCCAAAGCUAACGUACUUAGGUGGUAUCCUAUUGUGGGAGUCUUAGACCUCAUGGACGAGACGCUGAAUAGUCUUGAGAGGGCUUUUCCGUACUUCUUCGAGGGGGCUUCUCUUAUUUACGACAAACUUCGACCAAAGAAGACAAAUACUUUCAGCUCAACUUUAAAACCAGGGACGAAAAAGCGCCUGAGAAGCCUUUUGAAAACCGAAGUCAAAUUUUACGAAUGGAUAAAAUCACGGCUUUUAAAUGGAACGACUGAGAACGGUUGAAGAAUACUAUUCUAAUAUCGCCGAAUUAUUUAAACAAGCUAAAUUUAACAGUAUAUAAGAAAUAUUCUGAAUGUGAUAAAGUGCGAAGGAUUUGCCAGUUACCAUGCCUAGUGUGUUUGUCUAAGAAAGAGAUCUAAGUUACCGACUGUAGAAAUGCGAGAUUCACGAAACAUGCAGGUGCUGUCAUCUCGCAAUCAUCUGCGCAGGUAAAGACCGCGUAGUAGUUCACCGAAUGUCCGCUGCGAUCGAUUAUUAUUAUUCGAAUUUUUUAUACGCUUGUAUAUAGUUAGUGAAAGCAAAAACAAAAACAGAUGAACUUUCUACGUCGAUAUAUUGAACAAAGUGUAAAAUAAAUACAUCAGUGUAAUAAAGAAAUGCGUUUGUUAUACAAAUGCAA
Messenger RNA from Nasonia vitripennis (jewel wasp), 3066 nucleotides. Its product is annotated as heparan sulfate 2-O-sulfotransferase 1. Gene Ontology annotation, molecular function: sulfotransferase activity. The transcript has 6 exons. The record is from RefSeq and is a predicted model, not a curated record. The coding region runs from base 1923 to 2669 and encodes 248 amino acids. Lineage: Eukaryota; Metazoa; Arthropoda; Insecta; Hymenoptera; Pteromalidae. Gene Ontology annotation, cellular component: membrane.